Desarmillaria tabescens is the source of this 1930-nucleotide messenger RNA. RefSeq names its product histone acetyltransferases subunit 3-domain-containing protein. The record is from RefSeq and is a predicted model, not a curated record. Gene Ontology annotation, biological process: regulation of transcription by RNA polymerase II. Lineage: Eukaryota; Fungi; Basidiomycota; Agaricomycetes; Agaricales; Physalacriaceae. Gene Ontology annotation, molecular function: transcription coactivator activity. Gene Ontology annotation, cellular component: SAGA complex. The transcript has 6 exons. The coding region runs from base 1 to 1752 and encodes 583 amino acids.
AUGUACUCCAAGCUUACUCCUUAUGCUUCGCCGCCUCCGUUACGCUCUUCCUUGCUCAAGAGUCCCUCAGAUGCGGUACCACCGACCGACGAUCUCAAGGGCCUUGAGUCUGAGCUCAAAAUUUUGCGUCAAAAGCUCAUCGAGCGAAGCAAAAAGGCGAGCGACGACAUGCGGACUAUCGAGGAAUCCAUGCGUCGUAUGAAGGAGAUUGAGAAAGGAAAGGCCAAAUCCAUCGAGAAAGUCAAGCGAGAACGCGACUUCACUCCCCUUCCCGACGCAGACGAACCUAGGCUGUCGGCAUCGCUUUCUGGGAAACCUAGACUAUCCUCUCAUCCAUUGCAAGCCGGUCCGUCUUCCUCACGAUCUUCGUUGGACCCUCGAAGGUGGCUCUUUCGUUGGUCUUCCAAGAAGAAGAAGAAAAGGAAACGGGAAUACGAUGAAAGCGACCUUGAAUCAGCUUCUCAGCGACCCCGGAAGGGUACGCCACCCGUAAUCAACCAUCCUCCUCCUCCUCCUCCACCGAAAGCUCAGAAAUCUGUUCCUCUUGUCCCCAGCAAGCCCCAAACGGGCCCCGAUUUUACCGUACCUCAAUCUAACUCUUUAUUACCUCAACGACCACCGAUACCACCGCCUCCGAUACCAGGACCUAGUAAACCUACCGAUGUAACGGAUGAUUUCAGUAAACUCAAGCAACCACCUCAAACCUUGACCACGACCUUCUACACCUACAUCGAACCAUGGAUACGGAACAUACGAGAAGAGGACAUUGGAUUUCUGGAGCAUACUGGAGACGAGGUUGAGCCGUACGUUAUGCCCAAGUUAGGGCGACAUUACACCGCCGUUUGGGAGGACCAGGACACGGGACUUUUCCCUCCUAACGAUCAGGAUGCACCACCGGAGGUCUUCCAGCCACCUGUGCCAAAGUGGGAUCCGUCGACAUUGAUGGAGACAGAGUGUCUUGUGGAGGAGAAAGGGCAUGGCUUGUUGACUGAGCGGGUGAUUAGUGCGUUGCUACCGAUGGAGAACAAUGAGUGGAAGGGGGUGAAGGCCGCCGAAGAUGCGAUGGAAGGGAGGCCUGGAGGGAGUGGAGCUGCUGCUGCACGAAAGGAGAAAUUGAGUGUGUCUGACCUGGAGACGCGAAUACGUGAUACGAUGCGAUAUCAUGGUCUGCUCAACGAGAUUCCAGACUACACUGAGAAAGUGGAUGAUCCUAUAGCUACUGCCCUACGACACGCUCAGCGUGAGCUUCGCAGAGUGGUAGCUACGAACAAGGCUCGCAAGGCCCGUCUGGUAGACAUCGCGCGCGAUCGUUUGGGGUACCAAGAAUACGUUGAGCUGCGCGAGUCGAUAGACAAGAACAUCAGUAAUACGUAUAGCAAGCUGCAGGGUAAGGAUAUGCCUAAGCUGGGGAAGAAGAAGAAGAAGUCGAUUGAUGAGACGAAUCCGAUGGCGCUACCUCCUUGUCCGGCAGCCUUGGGAUUGGGUCCGGAUGAGAAGAACCAUUUAGUGGUGGCCAAGCAGCUGAAGCAGUUGGUGGAUACGCGGAGACAGUGGGUGGAUACCGUGGGGAAGGUGUUUGAGAAGAAGCAGGAGGAGAGUCCUGGGAGGAUUUGGGGGGUGCCAAAGAUGAGUAUUUAUGAGGGUGUGGAGGAGGAGGUUCAAGCUGCGUUGGCGAAUAUGCCCACGCAAACAACACGGACUAGUAACGUUAAAGGUAAAGGGAAGGCUAGAGAUGUUAUGGAUGUCGGAUGAUGCUGGUUUCUUUCUUUCGCGGUGCGAGGUUUCUUUCCGUUACUCAUUAUAUCUUAUUAUUUCACUGCAUGUGCGCUGUAACUUUUUGCAUCCAUGAUCACCGGCUUUUCUUAGUAUGACGACUGCUGUACGCAUGUACAAUUAACAAGGUGACGAUUAUUUCUUUGACUUUUUCGCU